Penicillium antarcticum is the source of this 2220-nucleotide messenger RNA. RefSeq lists its product as uncharacterized. The transcript has a single exon. The coding region runs from base 1 to 2220 and encodes 739 amino acids. NCBI's taxonomy places the organism in Eukaryota, Fungi, Ascomycota, Eurotiomycetes, Eurotiales, Aspergillaceae. The record is from RefSeq and is a predicted model, not a curated record.
AUGCAAUUCAUUCGACGAAAGAGCAAGCGGGCUUUUCCCUGUCUUGACCCCGAUCGUCGUCGUCGUAGAAGAGAAUCCAGACGCCAGGGCCGCAACGGCAAUCAGAACCAGGUUUAUACCGGACGACAAGAUACUGAACUUACCACUCAACAUCCAUUGCCUCAACCUGAGCCUGCUAAUCAAGGACCCAGCAUAGAUACCCCCCAGCCUACUAAAGAUGAUCCUGCCGUUCAGCAGCCAUUGCUUCAACCUGAUAUUUCUGACCAAGAACUGAACACAACUAUCCCACAUCAUGCUAUAGGGGGUGAUGUUCCUUUCGUUGACCCAGAGGUUCUACCUGAAGCUCCGGUAACUCCUCCCCAAGAACUAGCUUCUGAAGCAACCUCCGAAUUCGAAUCACUGGCUUCGACUACUCGGGGCAUUAGACGCGGUGUAUCGAACAUGAACAUGACUGGACCUAUUAAUUACGGAUGGACCUCCAGGCGGGGACUCAACGCAGAGAUCCCACAGCUUUCUGGAACCGAGGAUUUCCCUGUAAUUCACCCGGAUAUUCUACCUGGAACCCCGGAAACUUCUCCCCCAGAGGCAGCUCCUAUGACUUCAUCACAGAGACAUCCCAGACGCCGGCCUACACGCCUUACUCAAGAGCGAUCAAACACAGCCCGUCCAAAGAAGGAAUCUAGAUCCCCUAUUCGCAAGCAACGUGCACGUCGCAGCUCUCUGACUUCAUCGCAAAUAGAAAAUGCCAUAUCUGCUCGGCCUGAGUAUGGGCGGAAGAUCUCACGACCUAUUGAACGUUUUGAAGUUGUAAAUCCUUGUACAGAUCCUGAGCUUGACCCUGUUGCGAAACAAUCUGCACUUACUGCCCCCUCUGCGCAUACUGCGAUUGCUGACCGUUCUAGCUCAAAUGAGUCUUCUAGUAACUCUUCAAGCGAGCUCCAUUCUAGUGAAGAGCGUGAACACCGCAGUCGCUCUCGACAUGACUCCAGUAGAUUUACCGAGGAAUGGAUCAAUAACUUGUUGGAAAAGCCGACACUGCCAUCCAGCCUUCAGCGCGGACGAGGCGCUCAUCCUGCAAGAAGAUCACACAGCUCUAGCCCAAAUGGAAGUCCCGGAUCUCCCCACCGUGGUCGCCGUCAAGGCCGAAGGCCUAGCACAAGCAGAUCACCCGCCCCCAACGUCCUUGAAACAUCUGGAUCUCCCAUUCACAAACGGCAAGGACGCCGUUGCCCGGUACCUAAGCCAUUAAGCACCGUAGAAGAAGCACAAUCACCAGCCAGAUCACCUCGACGAAGCUACCGAGGACUUCGCGGAACUCCCAAUCUCCCAGGAUUCACAUUCGGAGGCCCUGGAGCUUUGGGAAACCUGCACCCAAGACGUCAGGGCCCAAGCUCAGAAGACAAUGCUGCUCAAUCUGCCAAAUACCGCCAGAAGGGAGCUAACUACUCACAAUGGAUAGAUAAGGCAAAUGAUGCGGACUGCAAAGCCCCAUGUAAGGUCAAGAAAUCCGACGUUUCAUGGAACGAUCUCGUGAACCCAUCUUCUUCAAUAGAGCGAUGGGUGACAAAGAGCGCAAGAAGGGGAGGUGCCCACCUGUGCGUGAGGAGCAAGCCCGAGGUUCGACCUGCCGGUCUCCCAAUGGGCGACCAGGACUAUCUCUCAGAAAGCAUAUCCUGUCGGAACACUGAAGGGAUCAAUAUGCAUAUGCACUCGAUGGGCCCGGGCGUUAUUUUCACCGAAAUGGCCCACCGCGAUCCAGAGAGUGACACGCACCAUUGGUCUGAGAUUGCGUUGGCUCAGUACCGCCGUGGAUAUGAUAUCGAUACUCUGAGACAUAUAUAUAUUUGCAACUGCGUGAACAGCCAGACAUUGAAUCAUAUCCUGGAGGUGAUUUAUCCUCGUCUUGGUCGUUCGCGGCAGAGUGAGGAUGUUAUCACUUUAGACUACGGUACUGAUGAGUAUAACGAGAUCAUGGGUGUUACCUGGGGGAGUGCUGUUGGGGCACUUGUGCUUGGAGCUUGGGAUCGAGGCACGCGUCGUAUUACCCGGAUUCUUAUUUGGCAAGUUUGUGGGCUUUUCUAUAUGAGGUUUGAUAUUGAGGUUUUGAGGCCUCACUCUAGGUAUCAUCUGCGGACUCGUCCUAACGCGCCUCGCGGUUAUUCCCACUCUAGGGUUCAUUCGCGGAUUCGUUCUCCCAAGCCUCACAGGAAGUCCUUGUAG